Kalmanozyma brasiliensis GHG001 is the source of this 216-nucleotide messenger RNA. RefSeq names its product Conidiation-specific protein 6. The record is from RefSeq and is a predicted model, not a curated record. The transcript is spliced from 3 exons. Lineage: Eukaryota; Fungi; Basidiomycota; Ustilaginomycetes; Ustilaginales. Bases 1 to 216 code for a protein of 71 amino acids.
AUGACAUAUCGUCCACACAAGCAUAUCCCCGACAAGGAGCGAGUCAUCGCUGGCUACGUCUCUGCGCUCAAUAACCCAGCCACCACGAGCGAGGGCAGAGCGCAUGCUCGCAAGCAGCUUCUCAUGAAAGGACAUGUCAAAGAUGCCUUCUUCUCAACAAGCAUCGAUACCCGCAUUCGACGAGUGCUUGGUCUAAGGGCCAAGCGCAGACAUUGA